CAUGUGGACAGAGAAGGCAGAGUCCCCGAGAGCCGUAUAUAAGUCGACAUCCGCGGCCGAGGAGUUGUGAUCCACCUCAAACCUCCAAUUCCUCUGUGAUCACUUGCUUGGAUGUGCUGUGUCAGUUACAGUGACCCGUCUCCUCCUCUUCCUGCCGAGGAGAAGAGUAAAGAGGAGGAGCAGCGGUGCAGCGCAGCCAUGGAGGUGGAUGCAGAGGCCUCCUACAGCUAUGGCUUCCUCCCCCAAGGCAGGCACCAGCCCUAUUAUGCUCCACCUCCUCCUCCACCAGAUGGUGAACUGUGGGAGUACUUCCCUUGCCCUUUCUGUUACAUCGAGGUCGAAAUGCCCUUCAUCUCCAGCCAUCUGCAGGAGGAACACUGCUUUGACACCAGAAAUGCUGUUUGCCCGAUAUGCGCCGAGAAUCUGGGGAAGGACAUGUCCGCGCAUUUCAGAUUCCAACACUCCCAUCUUCUCAAGAGGAGGAAGCCUUCGAGGCCCAGCAGCUCACCAUGGCCAGCAGCGGCAUCACCACCUGCAUAUGAUGUGAACCCCUACAUGAUGAGUAGCAGGCCAUGCCAGGACCCUGAGCCUGACCCGCUGCUCUCCCAGUUCAUCUGCGGCAGCGGAGACCAAACCGAAACCGAGCCGGGACUACGCCACGGCCCGAGCAGCGCUCAUCCGGCGGAUGCCCAGAGGCCUGUGAGCCAGCUGGAGCUGGAGGAGAGGCUGCAGAGGAUUGAGUUCCUUAGGGAGAUUAUCACAUCGACCAUUCUUUAGUUUACUAUAAGCUCUAAUUAUGUUCUAAGCCUGUGUUUUAUGGUGCAGAUGUACUAUAUAACCUUGGCUAUCCAUCUAUCAAUACAACAUUUGCAUACUUUGCAGUUA
Messenger RNA from Triticum dicoccoides, 885 nucleotides. RefSeq names its product protein DEHYDRATION-INDUCED 19 homolog 5-like. The record is from RefSeq and is a predicted model, not a curated record. The transcript has 5 exons. The coding region runs from base 112 to 777 and encodes 221 amino acids. NCBI's taxonomy places the organism in Eukaryota, Viridiplantae, Streptophyta, Magnoliopsida, Poales, Poaceae.